Monomorium pharaonis (pharaoh ant) is the source of this 1357-nucleotide messenger RNA. It is a transcript of the gene Trf, whose product is annotated as TATA-box-binding protein. The transcript has 5 exons. The record is from RefSeq and is a predicted model, not a curated record. Gene Ontology annotation, molecular function: RNA polymerase II general transcription initiation factor activity; DNA binding. Gene Ontology annotation, biological process: DNA-templated transcription initiation. Bases 139 to 864 code for a protein of 241 amino acids. NCBI's taxonomy places the organism in Eukaryota, Metazoa, Arthropoda, Insecta, Hymenoptera, Formicidae.
AAGUCUGGUUUAUAUAUGUGGUGAACGUGUACUGUAACACAUUAAACAUGUCGUAGCUUGUGUGUGAGUGAGGUUAAACAGUCAUGUGUCGAUCCAUGUGAGUUUUAACCGCUUGCUUGAAACAAGUUUCUUCGCAAAAUGACACAAAUUGCGCAGGAAAAUAACGAAUUGAAAAGACUACUCAAUAAUCCAGCUAAAAAUGCGAGCGAGGAUGGAUCUAUGGCUCCACCGUUGUCGACCAACGUGCCGAAGCCAAGCACGUCGCAAAAUGUUAAUCCGCAAUCAACAAUGGUCCCGUUGACACCGGCUAAUAGCACUAAAGAAGUUCUGGAGCCUUGUUUGCAAAAUGUAGUCUCUACAGUUAACUUGCAAACAGAACUGAAGCUCAUGUACAUUAAUGUAAGAACUAGGAACUCUGAAUAUAAUCCAGCGAGAUUUACUGGAUUGAUAAUGAGAAUACAGAAUCCCAGAGCGACAGCACUGAUCUUUCGAUCUGGCAAAUUAGUAUGUACCGGUGCGAGAAGCGAGGAAGAUUCACUUUUGGCAGCAAAAAAGUUUGCCAGGAUAAUUCAAAAACUUGGAUUUACCAUAAAGUUUACCUGUUUUAAAAUACAGAACAUAGUUGCAACAUGUGAUUUGAAAUUUCCAAUUAAAUUGGAAAAUCUAAAUGCCAAUCAUCCUCAGUUUUCUAGUUAUGAGCCAGAGUUAUAUCCAGGCUUGACGUAUAGAAUGUUAGCACCUAAAGUUGUAUUAUUAAUAUUUGUGAAUGGCAAAGUUGUGUUAACAGGAGCAAAAAAUAGGACCGAAUUGCAAAAUGCAUUAAAUAAUAUAUAUCCAAUAUUAAAGAGUUACAGAAAGCAGUAAUAUUAUUUGUUCAUACUAGAUAAAUAUCACAAAUAAAAUAUUAAAGCAUGUACAUAGGUAUAAAAAUUCAUUGUACAAUCGAAAGGAUGUAUUUCUAUCAUGACUGAUCUUUGAACGCUAUAUAGAAUAAGAAAUUUUUUAUUUUGUAUUUUUAUAUAUUUUUCUCGUAAUGAUAGCAUAACUGAGAUAUUAAUAUUUUGUGUUAAAUUUAUAUUUUCAUAUUAUGUGCUACAUAUCACCUAUCGUUAUAAUUAUAUUAAAAAAUAUUUUAAUUAAUAUGUAAAUAAUUUUUAUAUAUUGUUUAGUACUUAUGUACAUAUAUAUUUCUUUGUAUCUUAUAAUAAUUAAUGUAAUUCAUUAAGUAACUAUGGUUUAAAAAUCAUGUAUACUUUUAUCUUUUUGUUGAAGUUUAUAUUUCAGAGAUUUUGUAUAAUGAAAAUAAAUAUUUUUCGAUAUACUAUAUAUUGAAAUAAAAUAUAAUUGACAAACAUAA